CAGCCUGAGCGUGUAUAAGCUAAACCUGUUUACAGGAGUCGCCUACGGAAAGGGAGUCAGGAUCUUAACAACGUGACACAUUUUUAGGCUUCGGUUCACCCCUAACUUCGCGGGGACCCCCGUUUCUAGUUCCCCUUUGGUACAGGAACCUCCGCGUGGAGCGGGACUGCCAGACAGGGGGCGGCUCUUUUUGCAGGCGAGCCAAUGAGGUCGCCGGAUCUUGUGAGCGGCACGUCGCUUGGCCAAUGGACUCAGUCGCUGAGGCCCCGCGAGAGGACGGGAAAUUGGGGCCUGACCAUGUGGGUUCUGGGGCGUGGCAGGUGCGUUGAGUGCAGGCUUUUCCUGAGGCCGGGGGUGGAGCCGGGGGAGGGCGAAGGCCCUGGUGAGUGGCUAGGACGCGGGUGUGGAAGGCCGGGCUUGUGGUGGCCGUGGUGGUCCCCCGCGCCCACUGCGGACCUCACCCCCAACCCCCUACCCCCAGGCGCUAGGGGCCGCGGGCUGGGGAGGGGGCGGCCGGGGAGGGAAGUGGUUAUUGGAGGCUGGGUGCGUAGGAGGACGCAGGGCCUCGAAAAGGUAGGAAGGCGGUGGCUCGAGGUGAUAUGACUCACGGGCGCGAGUGUUCUGGGGGUCAAAAUGGUGGACAGCAAGUCGGGGUAUGGGGAAUGGUGCUGUUCUCUGAGGUGGAAGGAGGGUAGCAUUCAGGGUGGGGGCGGCGUGGGGGGCGGGGUGCCCCUCCCGGUUAGGCCCCAAUCCUCCUGGCCCGGCCCAAGCGCCAUCCCAAGCUCCCACCAGCUUGUCCUGGGACCCUUUCCUGCGGGACCCGGUGGUCAGGCAUCUGCCUGCUAACUAACCAGGGUGCAUGGGCGGAAGGGAGGCCUGGAGGAGGCGCCACAUCCAUAAAGGGGCUGGUGGAGGGGAGGGAGGGCGGGGAAAGAGGAAGAUUCCAGAAGUCAUGACUUAGUAGGUGUUAAAGCGGCCUCAGUUGAGUCCCAUGUAGGCCGCCCAUGGUUCUGGAUUCUUCUGUAAAUGAGUUCAAGGAAUUUGAGGAAGGGAGGCGUGCCCUGCCGUUUCGGUGUAAAAAAGAGGAUGGGUUAGUAACUAACCGUUAGUUAAACACGUUUUGGGAGAUCCUGGACUGCCUUCAUGGAUAGUAUUGACCCAACAACUGCCUGUUAGUCUUUUCUGUAGGUGCAUGGCCCGACUUCUCGAACUAAUCCGUAAGACAGGCCUGCAAAAGGUUAAGAAGAGGCUUACUUCAAUUUUCAGUUAAGAAAGAUUCUUCAGGGAUCAGGGGUGGGUCAGGACGUUGAAGGAAGUCCCUUAAAGAAGGAUUCCUGAAAACUGUAGGUUAUAAAGUGAUUUUGAAGAGGACCUGAGAUUUGGGAAGCAGGAAGAGCCUCAUCCCUGGUGACCCGAGGGGAGAAACAGUUGUUCUAUGUCACCUGAAAUGUAGCAAGUGGUGUUGGCUCAAAGCAGAAAAGGUCUGUACUUUGGAGAUCUCAUUUUUGGUGGAGUUUAAAAAAAAGGAUAAGAUGCAGAGAGGCUACUAAGGAGAUGGAGGAGGAGAUGGAAUAGUUUCAUGUGGUAAUGAACUGGGAAAAAUUUAUGGGAAUAUUUAUUGACAGUAUUACCAUAUGUCAACUAUAUAUAUACAUUUUCUCAUGCUCAUCCAUAAAAUAUACUUCUUUCUAAAAACAGUUAACCUAGGGCUGCGUUCUCAAAGAGGCUGUUUAGGUAGAGAAUAUAGGAAAAUUAAAGGAGGGCUUAGCUUCUAAGUCUAAAGGAUUGCUAAUGGGGAGUGUUUAGAACAUUCUGGGAUACAUAGAAACUUUUGAAGUGAACAUGAUAUAGGAGACUGGUUGUAUCGCCCAAAGUACAGGUGUGUGUGUGUGUGUGUUUAAUGCUUUGUGAGUCUGUCUUGAAGGAAAAGGAAAGCAAUUGGGAAUCUUUAAUAUCUAUAAAAUGCUGGCAGGUGAUUAAUCAGAACAGGAUCUACACCCGAAUCCUCUACAGCCUUUCAAUGGAUCCUGUCCGACCACCCUUCAGGAGCCCUUUGGGGCACCCAUCUCAGUGUGUACAGAUGCAAGGCUCUUGGCCACAAGUUCCUAAACCUUUGGACUCAGCUCUGGGCAGGGCAAGACCUAUAGGCAGAGGCCACGUGUUUGGAAAGCCCAAGGAACCAAACCCACAGAAUGGGACGGCACAAAGGGAGUCUGUGGGUUUGGUCUCCAUGUUCCAAGGACUGGGCCUUGAAACUGUGUCCCAGACCUCUCUGAAGCAGAAAAUGCCUUCUUUAGGUAGAGGCAUUUUAGGUCGAGGCUUGGCUAUCAGUAUGGUGCGUAAGGAAAAAGAAGAACCCCAUCACACUUUUCUGGAUCCAUCAGUGUUGGCUGCUGGUGAUAGCAAGAUGGCAGAGGCCGCCAUUGGUUGGAAUAGAAUGCGUGGAAGGAAUUUGGAUGUGCCUAUGUUACCAUUAGGAAGAGCAGCGUGUGGUAUAGGCAGAGGCAUAUACAAGGCUCCCAGUCCUAUCAGCUUGCCUUCUCGGGGUCCUACCCCGCAGCCAUUACCACCACCUCCGCCUCCAUCCUUAUUACAGUCUCUGGAUCGUCUUUCACUGGGGACUGCAGAGCACAGGGAAAAAGAACUUUUUGUGAAGCAGGGAUCAAAAGGAAUACCUGAACCUUUGGGAUUGAAUCUUAUCAAAAUACAAUGUCAUAAUGAAGCAGUUUAUCAAUAUCAUGUGACUUUCAGCCCCGCUGUGGAGUGCAAAAGCAUGAAGUUUGGCAUGUUGAAGGACCAUCAAGCUGUCACUGGAAACGUCACUGCCUUUGAUGGCUCCAUUCUCUAUCUACCUGUUAAGCUUCAACAAGUGCUUGAGUUAAAAAGUCACAGGAAAACCGAUGGUGCAGAGAUCAGCAUUAAGAUUCAGUUGACCAAGAUCCUGGAGCCCUGUUCUGACUUGUGCAUUCCCUUCUACAAUGUUGUUUUCCGUCGGGUAAUGAAACUUUUAGAUAUGAAGCUUGUGGGGAGAAACUUCUAUGACCCAACAAGUGCUAUGGUACUGCAGCAACACAGAUUGCAGAUCUGGCCGGGCUAUGCAGCUAGUAUCCGGAGGACUGAUGGUGGUCUCUUCCUGCUAGCUGAUGUCUCUCAUAAGGUCAUCCGUAAUGACUCUGUGCUGGACGUCAUGCAUGCCAUGUAUCAGCAGAACAAAGAAAACUUCCAGGAUGAGUGCACUAAGCUUCUGGUUGGCAAUAUUGUCAUAACCCGAUACAACAAUCGCACCUAUCGGAUUGAUGAUGUCGAUUGGAAUAAGACUCCAAAAGAUAGCUUCACAAUGUCUGAUGGGAAGGAGAUCUCAUUCUUGGAAUACUACAGCAAAAACUAUGGGAUUACAAUUAAGGAAGAGGACCAGCCACUGUUGAUCCACAGGCCCAGUGAGAGACAGAAUAACCAGGGGAUGCUGCUGAAAGGUGAAAUCCUGCUGCUGCCUGAGCUUUCCUUCAUGACUGGAAUCCCUGAGAGGAUGAAGAAGGACUUCAGGGCUAUGAAGGAUUUGACCCAGCAGAUCAACCUGAGCCCCAAACAGCACCAUAAAGCUUUGAAAUGCUUGAUACAGAGAAUUUCGAAGAAUGAGAUAGCCAGUAGUGAACUAACACGUUGGGGACUCUAUCUGCAGGAUGAUGUACAUAAGAUUGAAGGACGUGUUCUUCCAAUGGAAAGAAUCAACUUAAGAAAUACUUCAUUUAUCACAUCUCAGGAAGUAAACUGGAUUAAGGAAAUAACCAGGGACCUCUCUAUCUUGACUGUCCCCAUGCACUUCUGGGCACUCUUUUACCCGAAGAGAGCAAUGGACCAGGCCCAAGAACUGGUAACCAUGUUAGAGAAGGUAGCUGGCCCCAUUGGCAUGCGCUUGAGCCCUCCGGCCUGGAUUGAACUAAAGGAUGAUCGAAUAGAGACCUAUGUCAGAACCAUUCAAUCCAUGUUGCGAGCUGAGGGGAAGAUACAGAUGGUUGUGUGCAUCAUCAUGGGCACACGUGACGAUCUCUAUGGGGCCAUUAAAAAGCUGUGCUGUGUGCAAGCUCCAGUGCCUUCGCAGGUCAUCAAUGUCCGAACCAUUGGUCAGCCCACCAAGCUUCGGAGUGUGGCCCAGAAAAUUUUACUGCAGAUUAACUGUAAAUUGGGUGGUGAGCUCUGGGGAGUAGAUAUUCCUCUGAAACAAUUAAUGGUAGUCGGGAUGGAUGUUUACCAUGACCCUGGCAAAGGCAUGCGCUCCGUGGUUGGCUUUGUGGCAAGCAUCAACCUCACCCUCACAAAAUGGUAUUCACGAGUAGUAUUCCAGAUGCCUCAUCAAGAGAUUGUGGAUAGCCUGAAGCUGUGCCUGGUGGGUUCCUUAAAAAAGUUUUAUGAGGUGAACCACUGUCUCCCAGAGAAGAUUGUGGUGUACCGGGAUGGAGUGUCUGACGGCCAGCUAAAGACAGUUGCCAAUUAUGAGAUUCCUCAGCUGCAGAAGUGUUUUGAGGCUUUUGAGAAUUACCAGCCCAAGAUGGUGGUAUUUGUAGUUCAGAAGAAAAUCAGCACCAAUCUGUACCUGGCUGCUACCGAGCAUUUUGCAACUCCCUCCCCUGGCACUGUGGUAGAUCAUACAAUCACAGGCUGUGAGUGGGUGGACUUCUACCUUCUUGCUCAUCAUGUCCGUCAGGGUUGUGGCAUUCCUACACAUUAUGUGUGUGUUCUCAACACUGCAAACCUGAGCCCCGAUCAUAUGCAGAGGUUGACUUUCAAACUGUGCCACAUGUACUGGAAUUGGCCCGGUACCAUCAGAGUUCCAGCUCCUUGCAAGUAUGCCCACAAGCUAGCUUUCCUGUCAGGUCAAAUCUUGCAUCACGAACCAGCCAUCCAGCUCUGUGAAAACCUGUUCUUCCUGUGACUGGACAACCAGGACAAAAGCUGAUUAGAGGAAUUAGACUUCAGAACUCAGCUAUGACUCAUGUAGGAUCCAUAGACUGAAGGGAUUUUUGUGUGAUGUUUUCCCUUUUGCCAACCCAGUAGAAUAAGAUAUCUUCUAUCUUGUUUUUUCUAUUCUAAUCCUGGUAUUACCAAGAAGGAAGUUCCAUUCUAAGUUAUCAGCUGGAAAUUGCCAUGUUGCCUUUGUAAAGCAAAUUGGGGUGAUGCUGGAGUAGGUGAAUAUGGGGAAUCUUUAAAAGCCUGCAAAGCCAUCAGGAGCUAUAGAAACCUGCAGAAGUAGCAAUUACGCCUAGAAGCUCUGCUUACUGAGCAGUUCCCAUUUUUAGCACCAGAAGUGAUAAUGAGUGAAGUCACUGCAGGACCUUAAAGUAGAGAGUUACUUUAUUUGGGCAACUGGGAAAGGUAAUACGAAGGCCUGUGAGGCCAAGUAUUUCAAGAUAUUGCUACUGCUAGCAAGUGUGAAAGACAUGUAGUAAACUAGCUGGUGGUAUAGUCAGGCGCUUGCUGACCUAAUCUCUGGGAUUUGAGUUUAUGACACUAUAACAAGCUGGCGUUGAAAGGGGUGUUUAGCGCUCGCUUGGCCUCCUGAGAGGCCAGAUAAAUUUUUUCUGUAUAUGUCAGUUUUAGUAAGUUUCAUUUUUUAAAUUAAGAAUCCAACCAGGUGAAAUUCAACAUCAAGGAAGAUUUAUGAUGGGGUGUGAGUUUUUCUGGAACCUUUCUCCCAGGUUGUGGCCUUCUUUUCUGUGGAUAUAUGUUUAUAAAUGGAAUCACUCAUUUUCCUUACACAGUAACCUUUUUCUGGCUGUUGGCUCGUUUUGUUGGGAGUUUUUCUGAAUCCAGGGUUAAGAUUUCCAGAAGUUGCUUUGGAAAACAUGACACUUCUGCCAAAGUCCAGACAUUUCAGUUUAGAAAAUUGUCGCCAUGCCUGAGGGGUCCAGUGUUUUGGGGAAGCACUUUUUUGUGUGUGGUUUUUUUAAUGUUUAUUUUCCCCAUUUUAAAAUUUUCCAGUCUCUUCAGUCUUAUCUUGCUUUAACUGAGUUUUAAAUGCCAGUUUCAGUUAACCUUUUGCAAAUUUGUAUUUUUUUUUUCUGUAAUGAUAGGAGGGCGUUGAAGCAGAAAGUCCAUUUUAUAUGACAAUGUGUAGGAAGAGAAAUUUUAGCAAACUGUCAGUUUGUCCCGGAGCCCAGCAGAGGUUGAGGAUCCCUGGCAGGGUGGUCCUCGUGCACUCGGCUUCACAUGGAGUGCGGCUGGGAAGGCCAGGGAAAGACCUGGAACUUUGCAACCACUGAAUCAAACAAAUUGGAGCACUAGCUCUGUCAGUUUUCUGAUUCUCUUUAAAAGCAUUUUGAGUUUCUUUUUGGAAGUUAGAUUUCUUAAUACUUAUUUUCUCUUAUAUAAUAAAAAAAAAAUACUAGCAUAUAAUACAAAAUUUCUUCACUUUUUAUUCCUGGUCUUUUUGCUUUAUUUGUUGGUCUUAAAAUGAAAUGAUUGGAUCACCAGGUGGGAAAACAAAUUUGUGUAAAUGUAUACAGACAGUCCUUGGGUUACUUUGGACUUAACGUAUGUCAUUUCAUGGCUACGUUGCCAUCUCCCAUUUAUUUAUUAAAAAAAGUUCCAUCAUUUCGAUGCAUGUACAUAUGUGCUUUAUGUUUUUUAUUAUUUAUUUACCACAAGUAAAGGUCAAGAAUUAUU
Messenger RNA from Pipistrellus kuhlii (Kuhl's pipistrelle), 6660 nucleotides. RefSeq names its product piwi like RNA-mediated gene silencing 2 (gene PIWIL2). Gene Ontology annotation, cellular component: P granule. The record is from RefSeq and is a predicted model, not a curated record. Gene Ontology annotation, molecular function: protein binding; piRNA binding. Bases 1901 to 4930 code for a protein of 1009 amino acids. NCBI's taxonomy places the organism in Eukaryota, Metazoa, Chordata, Mammalia, Chiroptera, Vespertilionidae. The transcript is spliced from 22 exons. Gene Ontology annotation, biological process: regulatory ncRNA-mediated gene silencing.